Messenger RNA from Tricharina praecox, 1314 nucleotides. RefSeq lists its product as uncharacterized. Gene Ontology annotation, molecular function: nucleic acid binding. The transcript has 3 exons. Lineage: Eukaryota; Fungi; Ascomycota; Pezizomycetes; Pezizales; Pyronemataceae. The record is from RefSeq and is a predicted model, not a curated record. Bases 102 to 1130 code for a protein of 342 amino acids.
CUUCGCCCUCUGCCAACUCGAGCAAACGUUUGUCACCAAUUCACGUCGUGCUGCUUCAACCUCCAAGCGAACUUUCCUCUCACCCCCACCUCACCGCCGCCAUGGGUCUCGCGGGCCCCAAAGCUAGCACAAAAAUCAGCAAAGACCCCCGCAACACCUUCUGGUCCAAGGACACCUCACGUUUCGGACACCAGUACCUCGCGAACCUUGGCUGGGUCCCUGGACAGAACCUUGGCGACACCACCUCCUCGUAUCAUGCCUCGGGCCACAUCACCGACGCGUCUUCAACCGGAAUCAAAAUCGUGCUGAAGGAUGAUACCCUGGGUAUUGGUGCUAAGAAGGGCGCGCAGCAUGAUGAGUGCACGGGUCUAUUGGGACUGCAGGGACUGCUGGGAAGAUUGAAUGGCGAUGAUAAGGUGGUCGAGCAGGUUAAGCUCGAGGAGGAUAGGAAGAAGAAUGAGUGGAUCCAGAGCAAGUGGGGCAUGAGGUUCGUGAGAGGGGAAGUCUGGGUGGCUGAUGAUCUUACGAAAUUGAGGGAGAGAAUGGUUAAAGAGAAGGAAGAGAAGGCGGAAGCUUUGAAAGCGAAAGCGGAGAAAAAGGAUGGCAAGAACUCGGAUGACAAGGACUCUGGUGAGGAGGCUUCGCGCAAAAAGAGGAAGAGGGAUUCGGAUGAUGUGGAGAAGGAUAAGAAACAAUCGAAGAAGUCGAAGUCAAAGGACGGGAAGAAGAAGAGCAAGCGACGUGGCUUGGAGGAGGACGGAACGGAGACACCAGCGACGACGGACCGGGAAUCGAAAUCCAGGUCCGUGUCCGGUGACGAGACAGAAUCUAAAGAAGAGCGAAAGAGCAGACGGAAAGAGGAGAAGCGGCUAAAGAAGGAGAGGAAGGAGAAGAGGGAUGCUCGGAGGAAGGAAAAGAAGGACAGGGAAGAGAAGAAGAAGAAGAAGAAGAAGGCUUCCUCUGAUGGUGAUAGCUCUUCAGAGAGUGAAACAGAGGCUGCAUCUGGAUCUGUGACUCCGGCGAGUGCGAUGAACGGUAGGCAUGCUCUGCGCCACAGGUUUAUUGCCGCAAAGAGGAGUGCUAUGAUGGAUGCCACAUCGUUGAACGAGAUUCUCAUGAUCAAGGCAUAAUAGACGGUACUUUGUGUACUUCGCCAUGGCUAGAGUCUUUCUCAGGUUAUAAAAAAGUUGAUGUUCAUAGCAUUUGUUUGGUAGCGAGUUGGGCUUUUCUGGAUUUGCAUAAUAUUGUGCAUGUAACUCUGUUGUCUCCUCCGGAAUACUGUAUUCUUCAAGGGGGAUCGCGUGGUAAAUUGAU